Molecule: messenger RNA, 1176 nt
Organism: Penicillium concentricum
Lineage: Eukaryota; Fungi; Ascomycota; Eurotiomycetes; Eurotiales; Aspergillaceae
Exons: 3
Coding region: 1-1176 (391 amino acids)
Source: RefSeq, a predicted model, not a curated record
AUGGAACUAAUGGUUCGGUCCUCAUUCUCCGAUCCGGGUAGUUUCUUUGGGUUGAUGAGCAUGUGUGCUGCACAUCGAGCCGUUCUCGCAAGCCAACGAUCGGGUAAUUGGGACUCGGUGCUUACCGACGACCCUGACUAUUGUAUGAUGAGAGCAAAGUCCAUUCAAGAGAUGAGCGCAAAAGUACGGGAUCCGAGUCGCAGACUCAGCAACGAGGCGUUUGAUACCAUAAUCAACCUCCUUACUGGUUCGCUGAUAAUCGGAGAGUUCAGCGAGGUCCAUACUCACCUCACAGGGCUUAAAAGUAUGGUUGAUCUGCGGGGUGGAAUAACAGAUGAAAGUAUUCGUUCUUCCUCUAUGCUGUCUGCCAUCAUCACAACCGAUAUCAAAGCUGCCUCGGGCCUAAUGACCAAACCCGUUUUCCCAUUAACUUGGGAUGCGCAGCCAAUCCCUUCAGAGAUUCAACAGCGAAUCAGACCACUGGCUUCGUCUCCUCUCAACAGACUAGGCACGGGGUUUUCUGCCAAUACAUUCCUUAGUCCACCCUUAUUGAGAAUUAUAAGUGUGCUUCGGGACAUGGUAUUCUUUAGCAUCACUUAUCAGACAAAUCCUACGGUCAUUAAACCAGGGGACCAGGACUUUUUCCGCGUCCUCAAUUGUGAAGCAGAGCACCAACUUCUCAGCUAUAUCUAUGCAGAAGGUUCUCCAAACCCGGAGCCCAAUCUUCAUCCGAUUGAAGCAGUGACUCGAGUGGCUUCUAUUUGCUAUCUCAAUCAUUUCCUGAUUGUCUCGCCUUCAUCAUCUGGAUUGGGUCGAGCCCUUACGAAACACCUUAAGACAGCGUUGGAUGGCUGCAAAUUGUCUCUUCUUGUGGGAUUACCAAAUGAAACCUUUGGACUUUAUGUUUGGGCAUUAUUCGUCGGAGCCCAAGGUGCCCUUGGGCAGCCUGAGCGGCAGUGGUUUGUGGAGCGGCUGGCCCGUGUCGCAAUGAUAUGUGGGUGGCAGUCAUGGGAGCAAAUUUCGAAGCUUAUGACUGAAUUUUUCUUUGUUGCGGCUUUGGACAGCUUGAAUUGGCGUUCAGUCUGGGACGAAGCGAUGACUGGGUUUGUGAUAUCCGAGUCGGAGGAACUGGAAUUCUCUUCUCUUCUUGGAACGGGAACACUCUCCCUUACUUAG